CCAAGUUUUAUGGUUAUCUUAGAUCAGUGUUUAGAAUAUUCAUAGGCACAAAACGGUACAUCUAAAAAAAUGCAACCAAAAUUAAGCACAAUAAAUUCAUCUCCACCCAUAAUUUCCACAAUUUUGGUUGUUAAAGAGCCUCCAGAAACCAACAAAAUAUUGCCCCGACGCUUCCUUGGCCUUGUAUUCACUGUCAUUUCCAGCAUAAGCUUCUCGCUAAGCACGUUUCUAGUUAAAUUACUGACCACUGGGAGUUACAGCCCGUUCCUCGUUGGCGUGUGGAGAUUUCAAGGUCUUUUAAUUAAAGUUUUAAUUAAAAUAUAAGUUUAUAUAAAAUAAAAUUCAAUUUCACUUAAUUUUUUACUGUAAAUAACUUUGUCAAUAAUCAAGGAAUACUUUGGCCAAGCCUUAUAAUUUUGAUCAAGGUUUGGGGUUGGAAUAAAACCCCUGUGUUUAAACCCCAUGAUGCACAGGGAAUAAAAACAUCAAUUUUACUAUGCGUAAUGAAACUAUCAAAAUCUAAUCCAUAAACUUAAUUAAGUAAUUGAAUGAUUAAUGGGUUUCUAUUUCGUUUUCUUCAGUGUCGCUGGCUUUUCGGCACCACAGCCAUUUUGCUGCAGUUUCUGUCCCUUCAGUAUAUCUCAGUAGCGGACAGCUUAGUUAUCACGGUAAUUACCCCAGUAUUUGUGACUUUAGUGGCUCAUAAAGUAUUGGGAGAAAAAUGUGGGUUUAUUCCCAUCCUGUGUGCAAUUGUUACCGUUCUCGGAGUGGGUGUGAUGACCAGGCCUUCAAUUUUUACUGGCCAAAAGGAGUUUUUCGAUGGGGAAGCUCUGAUUGGAAUCUCCUUUGCCCUUGCAAGCAUGGUCUGCACAGGAAUUUCUUUCGUGCUGGUACGAUACUUAAGAACUAUUCAUUUUUCUGUAAUGAUGACCUUCUUCGGAGUUUGGGGAACCAUGGAGUGCGGUCUGUUGUCGGUCUGGUAUGGUGAUGGCGUUAUUUUCCCUGAGGAGAUGAAGGACUCGGUUCUAGCACUGCUUUUAGCAGUACUCAGCUUUAUAAGCCAAGGGUCACUCGUUCUAGGUCUAAAGUUUGAGCAGGCCAGCAUGGUUGCGGUAUUUCGAACGCUAGAUGUGCUAUUUGGAUUUGUGUGGCAAGGAUUGCUACUUGGCGUUGUGCCGGACGUGUAUAGCGUCGUAGGAGGGAUCACCGUCACCGUUGGAGUUCUUGUCCUUGGUUUUCGUAAAUGGUUGAUUCAACUCCCAGAAGGACAUAAGGCUCGUAAUCUAUUUUAUCUAAUUCUAAAAUAAGUGAGACACCAAGAAACUCAAACCUCUAGUGCACACGCAAAAUUUAACCAUGUUGUACAAUUUCCAAAUUGUUAAUCAAUGAUACUAUUUAUGAUUAUGCCAUUUCAUAUCGAAUUUUCUUGAUAAGUUGUGCACAUUCACGAACUUGUAUUAAAUAUUUAUGCAAACUUUUACCCACUUACUUAAUUGCGUAAAUGGGAAUGGCACAUAACAUGAUAAAGUUGACUUUAUAAUUCUGCGAUGCGUGUACACUCAUAAAAUAAAUAACAAGUUAAUAAAUAUUGA
Folsomia candida is the source of this 1592-nucleotide messenger RNA. RefSeq names its product solute carrier family 35 member G1. Lineage: Eukaryota; Metazoa; Arthropoda; Collembola; Entomobryomorpha; Isotomidae. Gene Ontology annotation, cellular component: membrane. The record is from RefSeq and is a predicted model, not a curated record. The transcript is spliced from 3 exons. The coding region runs from base 549 to 1307 and encodes 252 amino acids.